Annulohypoxylon maeteangense is the source of this 1639-nucleotide messenger RNA. RefSeq lists its product as uncharacterized. Bases 83 to 1498 code for a protein of 471 amino acids. The record is from RefSeq and is a predicted model, not a curated record. The transcript has 3 exons. Lineage: Eukaryota; Fungi; Ascomycota; Sordariomycetes; Xylariales; Hypoxylaceae.
CCCCGCUUUAGCUCCAGCGCCAACUCCCACAUAUCCUGAAUCGGAAUUUACUUCCUUCGAUUCAGAUAUCAGCCGAUAUUCCAUGGACCCGGCUAGACGCUGGACACAAGACCGACGGUAUGGUCAAUCUAUGGGAUUAACGGGCUUCGAAGACGAUGGGGAAUACAAAGCUCGCAAACGGCCGAGAGCAGCUUUAUCACGACGUGAAACUGAGAGCUUCGAGGAUGAGCCUGCACCCCCGUCAAGUUCUCUGAGAAGAAAAAUUGAAAUCCGGGACGAUAAGGCCGUGUGGCAAUUUUACGAAGAGCGCUUUAAAAGCAUCCAGCAAAAUGCAUGUAAAUUGUUGGCUAAGGCUUGGGUGAAGGCUGUUGAACCGAAGAAACAAUCAACACAUCCUUAUACGGGUUCAGAUGAAAAGGCACCUGAUUGGUGGCCCAAGCCUUGGGGGACAGGCAAAGAACAUCGAGUAAGACAUAAGGAACCGGAUCAUUUAUACAAGCGAGAACGAAUACACCUUCUUGUACAUAUUCUUCGGUUGAUUGUUGAGCCUCGCCACAACCAACAUCCAGCAGUCCAAAAGCUGUUUUUAAAUGUGACUAAGUUGGAAGAGGUCACUACGGAAGCCCUGUCCUCAUUCUUUGCCGACAAAGAAAAUCCUGGCAACAUGGCGAAGAGGCCUUAUUUAAAAGAGAUAUUCAGAGUCGCUCAAAAUGAGGAACGUUAUAAGGAUGGUCAAAUUGAUGGAACGACUAUUGUCCACGUGAUGCCAAAUGAUCGAGUUGGCCAGGGGUACAUGUCAGACACUGAGGAUGUCACUCCUGGGAGAGAAGACGGUGAUCAUAACCCAACGCCAGCCUCUUCGAGUGCAUCGCCACAAAGAACCAGUCUACCACAGGCUCUUUUGACUCAAGCUCACAGCACAGAACAGAGCCCUACCACGCAAAUACCCAGCGACACCUUUGUGGGGGAUAUGCCAGUUCGCGGCAAUCAAUAUACUCAGCCAAUCCUCAAUCCGGAAAUGACCACAGAACGGCAGACUUUUGUGGACGCGCCUAGUUUACCCAAUCAAGCCCCACUUCAUUCUACGACGAAUCUCGGUCUCCACGACUUGUAUACGAACACUCACGACUCCAGUCGAAGAUCAUCAAUGUUUGCUUCCCCACCGGAAUACACAAGUCCAGCAACACCGACCCUUUACCAACAAUGGCAAGCAAAUUCAACAGCACCUAGCAACCCGUCGCUAUAUACAUUCCCGCAGCAGACAGGAAAUGCGCAUCAGUCUUUUGUUGGUCACCCUAGCGUCCCAAUUCAACAAACCCAGCAAUAUUUAGGGACUUCGUUCGACGGGUUAUCAAGGGGAGGCCACGAUGCACAGCAUGGAGGCAUGCUCCGCGCACUUCCUCAGCCUAGCUACCCAAGCUAUAUGUCUCACGAGCCGGGGCAUCUUCAAUCGUCAGGCACUAAAGCCGAGCCUCUUCCCAGACAUCCGACGCAGUAGUUUCACCGUCGGUUGACUGGAACCUACACUCUUGUCACAUGACAAUACUCGCGCCCUCGCCGUGCGAGUGAUUCCAACUUCACGUUGGAGCCCACAUUCAGGCAUUGAUUGUAUAUGCUUUGUAAGAGUAAUUCUACACUU